Messenger RNA from Ixodes scapularis (black-legged tick), 1569 nucleotides. RefSeq names its product endochitinase-like. Lineage: Eukaryota; Metazoa; Arthropoda; Arachnida; Ixodida; Ixodidae. Gene Ontology annotation, cellular component: extracellular region. The record is from RefSeq and is a predicted model, not a curated record. The coding region runs from base 247 to 1569 and encodes 440 amino acids. Gene Ontology annotation, molecular function: chitinase activity; chitin binding. The transcript has 2 exons. Gene Ontology annotation, biological process: chitin catabolic process; carbohydrate metabolic process.
CUCAUUCAGUGCCGCGCCGCCAUUUGCUGGUAUACCAAGGACCACUCGAGACACGGGCCUCGUGCAUUGGUGCAAGACGAGCGCAAACACAUCGAGGGGCUUCAGCCAGACCCGUUUCCUCCGUGUCCGUGCCAGCCGGGCGUGCCAGAUCUAGCCGGAACUGUCUCCCGAUGGUAGAAGACAAAGAAAGCGGUGCAACGCCGCAGUGGAGGCAGUGGAGGUAUGGCAGAGGCCUAGGGAACCCGCAUGGAAAACGAAGAGACGACGCUGGUCGGGGUGCGGGGCAGCCAGGCGGCCGUCGGCCUGGGCGACCCGUUCAUCAACAGCGCCCUGGUGCACACUGGCAGCGCCUGUCUCAUCUUCUUCGUGGUCUUCAUCUUCGUGCUGCCGGGCAUCCUGCUCACCACGCUCAAGCGGGAGAAGCCCUUCGUGCUGCAAGACAUGCGCCCGCCGGGUAGCGCCGCCUCGCAGCAGAGUGCCGGGCCCGACAGGCCGCUCGUCGUGUGCAUGAUCAACGUGUCCAGCUACAACCGGGAGCCGCCCAUGCGGUACAGUCCCGAUCAGGUGCCCUCUCCGUGGUGCUCGCAUGUGGUGUUCCCACUGUCGGGCGCCGCGGACUGGACCGAAGACAUGCUCCAUUACGACUACACGCACAAGGUCACGCAUCCGAACCUCUACCGCGACAUGGUUCGACUCAAGAAGGUCCGGCCUGCGCUGCGCAUCCUCGUCUCCGUAGGCGAUCACGAAACGAGCAACAACCUGUUCCGAUACGCGGCCGAAACCAUGCACAGCACGGUGCAGUUCUGCAGCGCCGUGUUACGCUGGACGCUGGGCAACGGCUUCGACGGACUGGUCAUCCACCACAUGUUCACGGGCAGCACUGACGACAACCGUCGUGGCAUCGUCAUCCUCUUGCAGAAACUCUGGGUGCACUUCGAGCGGCACGGACUCACCCUCGUCCUGGUGUUCGAGCCAGAGACGGACCUGUUCGACAAGCCUCUCCUCGGAGGAAAGAUCUGCUCGUACGUCGACUACGCGGUCGUGGUGGCCCACGGCUUCCGCAGUCAGGUCUUCGCGGAGUUCUCGAGUCCUCUGCGAGGCCCGGGCAACCAGACCUUCGACUCCGCCGUCGAGCGAGCCAUCUCGAGCGGCGUCCCCGUACACAAGCUGAUCCCCAGUGUGUCUUUCGAGAGCAUCGCUUACACGCUUGACGAUGGUUCCGACCACAGACCCGGCUCGGUCCUGCUGGCCGGUAUGAGCCGCGGUCUGCCGGGUCCCAUUACCAAGAACCCCGGUGCCCUGGCCUACUUUGAGCUCUGUCGUCAACUGCAGUCAGGAAACUGGACUCGGGUCUGGGACCCGCGGGCUGGAUGCGCUUACGCUUAUUCCGGGGACCAGUGGCUGACCUUCGAAGACGAGCAGAGCCUGACCCUGAAGGCGGACUACGUGCGGAAUCGCUCCCUCGCUGGAGUCAUGAUCUGGGACGUGACGAGCGAUGACUACCGGGGCUACUGUGGCCCUUCCAACAUCCUGGUGCAGACGUUGUACGAGAAUUUUCAGAAGCAUUAG